CGGCGAGGCUGGGCAGAGACGGUGGGACGGGAGGAGGGAAGCCGCGGGCCGCCAGCGGCUGGGGCGGGGGGCGCGGGCCGGUGAGGUGCGCGGCCUCCAGGUCGGACCACCCCGCCCGCACCAGCUCCCCCUUGGCGCUUCCCUUUCCCUCUCUCGCCUCUUUCCCUUCUCUCCCUUCAGUCUCCCCCUUCCUACCCGGUCUCCCUUUCUCCCCCAAAUCCAUCCGCUGCUACACUGAUCGUUUCUGUGGCUUUGUCUUAAAAAAAAAAAAAAAGAAAAAAUAAAAAAAGAAAGAAAGAAAAAAAAAAUCCGAGUAGGUCCGAGGUGCUUUCUCCUGGAGCAGGAGCACAAUCCCUGUUGUGCUCGGGACCAUGGCUGGUUCCUGCAGCUGCCUCCGGGAGGCACCUGGGCCGGGGGUCGCCCGUGCUGCGAGCCCGCAGUAAGUCCAGGUUUGGGGGCACAGAAAGUGACAGGCAAAGGCGCGCGGCGCCGGGCUGGGGCUCGAGGGCCGGACCCGCGAGGAGGCGGGGAGAGGGCCAGCCCAAACUCUCACAGCCUCACUCCCAGUGAUAACCUGCAGCUAUGGAGUCGCCAACCAAGGAGAUUGAAGAAUUUGAGAGCAACUCUCUGAAGUACCUGCAACCCGAACAGAUCGAGAAAAUCUGGCUUCGGCUCCGAGGGCUGAGGAAAUACAAGAAAACAUCCCAGAGGUUACGGUCUUUGGUCAAACAAUUAGAGAGAGGCGAGGCUUCAGUGGUAGAUCUUAAGAAGAAUUUGGAAUAUGCAGCCACGGUGCUUGAAUCUGUGUACAUUGAUGAAACCAGGAGACUUCUGGAUACGGAGGAUGAGCUCAGUGACAUUCAGUCGGAUGCAGUGCCUUCUGAGGUCCGAGACUGGCUGGCUUCCACCUUCACCAGGCAGAUGGGGAUGAUGCUCAGAAGGAGUGAGGAGAAGCCGCGGUUCAAGAGCAUUGUCCAUGCAGUGCAGGCUGGGAUAUUUGUGGAGAGAAUGUAUAGAAGAACAUCAAACAUGGUUGGACUGAGCUACCCACCAGCUGUUAUUGAAGCAUUAAAGGAUGUGGACAAGUGGUCCUUUGAUGUCUUUUCCCUCAAUGAGGCCAGCGGGGAUCAUGCACUGAAAUUCAUUUUUUAUGAAUUACUCACCCGUUAUGAUCUGAUCAGCCGUUUCAAGAUCCCCAUUUCUGCCCUUGUCUCAUUUGUAGAGGCUCUGGAAGUAGGAUACAGUAAGCAUAAAAAUCCAUACCACAAUUUAAUGCACGCCGCCGAUGUUACACAGACUGUGCAUUACCUCCUUUAUAAGACAGGAGUGGCGAACUGGCUGACAGAGCUGGAGAUCUUUGCUAUCAUCUUCUCAGCAGCCAUCCACGACUAUGAGCACACCGGAACCACCAACAAUUUCCACAUUCAGACACGGUCUGACCCUGCUAUUCUGUACAACGAUAGGUCUGUAUUAGAAAAUCACCAUUUAAGUGCAGCUUAUCGCCUUCUGCAAGAAGAUGAGGAAAUGAAUAUUUUGAUCAACCUCUCAAAGGAUGACUGGAGGGAGUUUCGGACCUUGGUCAUUGAGAUGGUGAUGGCUACGGACAUGUCCUGUCACUUCCAACAGAUCAAAGCAAUGAAGACUGCUUUGCAACAGCCAGAAGCAAUUGAAAAGCCGAAAGCAUUAUCUUUGAUGUUGCACACGGCAGACAUUAGCCAUCCCGCAAAAGCAUGGGAGCUCCAUCAUCGCUGGACAAUGUCACUCCUGGAGGAAUUCUUCAGACAGGGUGACAGAGAAGCAGAGCUGGGGCUGCCUUUUUCUCCUCUGUGUGAUCGAAAGUCAACGAUGGUUGCUCAGUCGCAAGUGGGUUUUAUUGAUUUCAUUGUGGAGCCCACCUUCACUGUGCUCACGGACAUGACUGAGAAGAUUGUGAGCCCUUUAAUUGAUGAAACCUCCCAAACUGGCGGGACCGGACAGAGGCGUUCAAGUUUGAACAGCAUCAGUUCAGCGGAUGCAAAGCGGUCGGGUGUGAAGAGCACUGGCUCGGAAGGUAGCGCCCCCAUCAACAGUUCUGUCAUCCCCGUUGACUAUAAGAGUUUUAAGACGACUUGGACUGAGGUGGUGCACAUCAACCGGGAGAGAUGGAGGGCCAAGGUGCCCAAAGAGGAGAAGGCCAAGAAGGAAGCAGAGGAAAAAGCUCGCCUGGCUGCAGAGGAGAAGCAAAAGGAAAUGGAAGCCAAAAGCCAGGCUGAAGAAGGCGCAGCUGGCAAAGCCGAGAAAAAGACAUCUGGGGAAGCUAAGAAUCAAGUCAAUGGAACGCGCACGAACAAAAGCGACAACCCUCGUGGGAAAAAUUCCAAAGCUGAGAAGUCCUCAGGAGAAAAACAACAGAAUGGUGACGUGAAAGAUGGUAAAAAUAAGACAGACAGGAAGGAUCAAUCCAAUGUCGGAAGUGAUUCAAAGAAAACAGAUGGCACAAAGAAGCGCUCUCAUGGCUCACCAGCCCCAAGCACUAGCUCCACAAGUCGCCUCACCUUGCCAGUCAUCAAGGCUCCUCUGCGCCAUUUUAAACGCCCUGCUUACGCAUCUAGCUCCUACGCACCUUCAGUCCCAAAGAAAACCGAUGACCAUCCUGCGAGGUACAAGAUGCUGGAUCAGAGGAUCAAAAUGAAAAAGAUUCAGAAUAUCUCCCAUAACUGGAACAGAAAGUAGGUCACGGGGAAGAGAGGGAGUAAAGGAGAGGCCCACUCCUCUGCCUGUCGGCUCUCACCAGCCAGAGUGGGAUACGCUUCCAAGAUCCUUGGAGGCUUUGGGGGCUGGUGCUUUUGUAGUCAACUCCAGCGAGGCAAAGUGAAGGCCAUGUGUGACUCUCCCCUUUGUCUUUUUUUAUGGACCCAUCCAUCACUGGAUCUGGGAGUCAACACAGACUCCAGCAGUAAGAGGGUAGUCUCAUACGGCUUUUAUUUGUAUGGGUCUUUCAAAAUCUAAAUCAGACCCCAGUUAAAAUGAUGUAUCCUCUUUAGAAAAUUCCUCCCACUGACACUUCUUUUAUCCCUAGAAGUUGACUUGCCUCGGUAAGAAUAUUGUUAAAAUAAUCAUCGUAUUUAAGAAAUGCACUUUUGGGGUGCCUGGGUGGCUCCUUCAGUUAAAGCCUCUGCCUUCGGCUCAGGUCAUGAUCCCAGGGUCCUGGGAUCGAGCCCCACAUGGGGCUCUCUGCUCAGUGGGGAGCCUGCCCCCCCACCUUCUGCCUGCUUCUCUGUCUACUUGUGAGCUCUCUCUGUCAAAUAAAUAAAUAAAAUCUUUAAAAAAUGCACUUUUAAAAACAGCUUUUCCAAUUUUAAACACAAUAGGAAAAGAUGUUUUUAGAAGUACAUUCCUUAAAUACGGUGACUAUGACAAUAUUUGAAAUUCAGGCAAAUGUGUAACUUUCAAAGUAAACCCAUUAAAAUUAAAAGUUCUGUUUCUGAAUGUGACAAUCACAGAGGGAUAAGACUGAUGAACAGUUGAGUUCACGGAGAAUUCUGAACUGAGGCUCCACAAAACAGAUACAAGUCAAAAAUAAAGACCCUUGCUUUGGUUGUCAUUGGAUGCUUCUUGCCCGGUGGCCUCAUUUUGUACCUUUAGAGUCGUGAGAGUUUGCAGAAGACACAUUUUGGCUCUACUUCUUCUAAUUUGUUACUUUCACUUACAGUUGACGAUGCUAGAAAUCAAUGGGAUGCCCAUACCUCAGAGACUCCAGGUUUGAGAUCUGCCCCAGGAGAUGUCCCUUUGGUCUUGUGGGCCUGGGGCAGGAGGGUGGAAAUUCCUGAACCUAAUUUGAAUCCCUUCCUUGCAGAUUUUUGUCCAUUAAUUGGACAAGUUGGAGAUACCUCUAAGUUAAAUUCCAGAUCAGUUUCCCAGCAGACCCUAUAGCUGUGGCCCUUGGGGAUCUCAGUUUCUCUCACAGGUCUUGCUGGAACGGAAGUCGAUAACUCACCUCUCUUCACUGUGGCAUUUUUAGCUCUUCGGAAUCUCUCCUGGACUUUUGACUUUGGGACUAAAAUCACACAAAAUGGUAAGGAAACAUCCAAGGCCAGAAAUAGUUUUUGAUCCCUUCAGAAAUGCUCUGGUGCGGUGGAAAACUUUAGGUUUACUGUCCAGCGGGCCUGAUCGCCAGUCCUGUCUUGUCUAUAACUAGCUGCAUUUCCUCAGUCUAAUGGCAUAAUCUUUAAAAGCCUAAGUUUGCUAAACUAGAAAGUGGGCAUAUACCCACGACCUUUUGUGGGGAAAACUGAGGAUAACAUAGGUUUGGAUUGUUAUCACUGAACUUAAUGAGUGACCGGAGCUCAACCAGUGUGACGAGGAGCCUUCCACGUCCAGAAAGGACUCUCAGGCACCCCUGCAAAGAAAGAGCUGUGCACGGACGGUCCCAGCAUCUGCGGUCUGAUUCUAAAGGGUUUCGUGUGCUCUCCUUCCCCCUCUUGCCCCAGCUCCCUUCCCCAAACCUCAGUUAUGCAAGCUGAGCCAGCUCCAGAGUUUAGGGCCCACCAUGCUACUGAACAAUUUACUUACAACAUGCUUGACGAUGGUAUUUCAGGGAAAUUUAACUACUCUACCAAAAGAAAAAUCACUGUGACUUUUGGUUAGGAAAGCAAUUGCA
Messenger RNA from Mustela lutreola (European mink), 4639 nucleotides. RefSeq names its product phosphodiesterase 1C (gene PDE1C). Lineage: Eukaryota; Metazoa; Chordata; Mammalia; Carnivora; Mustelidae. The transcript has 18 exons. Gene Ontology annotation, biological process: signal transduction. Gene Ontology annotation, molecular function: 3',5'-cyclic-nucleotide phosphodiesterase activity. The record is from RefSeq and is a predicted model, not a curated record. The coding region runs from base 583 to 2712 and encodes 709 amino acids.